AUGUUAAAAGACCAAAUGCUUUUUACAUUUUUGCUAAUUUCUAUUGUAGCAAUAUCAGGCAUAUAUGGAGGACCUCUUCCUAAUGAUGAUGGUUUGUCAAAAUAUCUUAAUUCAAAAGAGACAACUGCUGAUGCUUGGAUGAAUGAUGAACAAAUCCUUGAUAUUGGAAAUAUGAAAGCUGGAGGAAAAUCUGAUUUAGAAAUUAAAGAAAAAAUUAUGUCAUACUUUAAUAUGCUUUCAGAUGAACAAAAAAAACCAUGGAAUAAAUAUUAUAAAAAAAUGUGUAUUAAUUGGUUGAAAGAUGUUUGUUCUGAGGAGGAACAAAAAGAAUUUAAAGGAUUCUUGGAAAACAAGAAUAUGGAAAAAAUUGAAGAAAAAAUGUCUGAAUAUGUUACUCGUCUUUCUGAUAGUAGAAGAGGAAUGGUCUUAGCAUGGAAAGAGGAAUGUAAAAAUUUAUGGAAUGAUGAUUCUAUUGAAAUAAAAGAUGUUAAACGUAGAGAUACUCAUCAUAUAUCUGGGCAUAAUUUAGAAGAAAAUUUCCAAUCAAAUAAAGAUCAUAAUCACAAUGAUGAUGAUCAUCAUCAAAAUCAUCAUCAUGGUAAAAGACAUAUCCAAGGUGAUUGGGAUUCUUUUGUCUCUGAACAUUUAUCAUGGUUAACAAGUGAACAAAAAAAUGAACUUGACGAAAUGAAACAAAAUGGAGCUAAUAAAGAAUCAAUGUCAAAUAAAAUUAUAUUUUUUUAUAACAAAGUUUCAGAUGAUAAACGUGAAGCAGCAGCAGAAGCACUAAAAGUUGCUUGUAAAGAAUUAUACGUUAACAUUUUUGGGGAAAAUGUAGUAAAUAAAUUAAAAGAAUUAAAAGAGAGUGGUGCAAGCUUUGAACAACUUGAGUCUAAAUUUCAAGAACAUAUGAAGGAGAUUACUGAUGAGAAAAAAUUAGAUGAGUUAAAAUCAUAUAAUGUUGCUUGUAAGAAACUUUUCCAGGAAUAUAGAAAAAAACGUCAUGCACAUCAACAUUCUGAUUUUGAAUCUUUUGCAAAAGAACAUUUAUCUUGGUUAAAUGAAGAACAAUUAAAAAAUAUAAAAACAAUGAAAAGUGAUGGUGUAGAAAAGUCAGAAAUUGUUAAAACAGUCAUUGAUUAUUUUGAACAAAUUGAUGAUAGUGAUAAGAAAUCAAAAGCACUAGAAUCAUUAAAAGGUGGUUGCCGUGAAAUUUUAGUUGAUAUUUUUGGAGCAGAAAAAGCAAGAGAAGUUAAAAAAAUGAAAGAAGAUGGUUUAAGCCAUGAACAAAUUGCUGAAACAAUAAAUGGUUGGAAAAAUGAUAUAAAGGAUUCUGAAAAACUUGAAAAAUUAAAUACUUAUUCUCCUACAUGUACAAUGUUAUUUAAAAAGAAAUUAUCAAAAAGACAUAUUCAUGGUCAAUUUGAAAGUUUUAUUUCAGAACAUUUAGGAUUUUUAAAUGAUGAACAAAAAAAUGACCUUAGAAAGAUGAAAGUUGAUGGUGUAUCAAGACAUGAUAUAGCCAAAAAAAUUUUUGCUUUUUAUCAAGAAACAUUUGGAGGAGUAAAAAAACAAGCAUAUGAACAAUUAAGAAUUCUUUGUGCUGAAACUAUUGAAGAUGUUUUUGGUGAGGCUACAUUAUUAAAUUUAAAAGAGAUGCGUGAUAGUGGAAUGACAUAUCCUGAAUUAGAAAAAAUUAUUCAAGACAAAAUAAAUGGUUUAACUGAUGAGUAUAAAAUUGAAAAAGUAAAAGCCUAUAGUCCAAUUUGUCGUGGAAUAUAUAAAACAAACCCCCCAAAACGUUUUAGAAAAAAUUCAUCCGCAAAUAAUUGUCCUGAUAUGAAAGAAAUCAUUGAAAACAGCAAUUCAUGGCUUGAUGAAAAAGAUAAAGUUAUUAUUAAUAGUUUACAAAAUAAAGAUUUCCAUAGUUCUAGAAUGGGUAUUAAAUAUAUUUUAGCUUUUAGUAAAGCUGUAGGUGAACAAAAAAUUAAAGCAACAAAACUUUUAAGAGCUCAAUGUGAUAAAUUAUUAAAGAAUGAAGUUGGAGAAAAAGCAUUUAAUGAAUUAAAUGAAAUGAUUGAAGCUAACAAAAGUUCUGAUGAUAUAGCAGUUAAAUUUUUAGAUUUGGUUUACUUAAGCAAAGAUGAAAAUGCAUGUACAUGGGGAAAUGUUGUUAUGUUAUGUAGACAAACUUACAUAUCAGUUAGUAAUCUUAUGAAAGAAGGAAUAUCUACAAGAAAAAAAAGACAUCCUCAUAGUGAUUUUGAGGAAUUUGCUAAACAUCAUUUAACUUGGCUUACCAAAGAUCAAUUUGAUGAAGUUAAAAAAAUGGUUGAAGAUGGAAUUGAUAAGAAAGAAAUAGGAGAGAAAGUUAUGGACUUUUAUGAUCUCCUUGAAGCUGAUAAUAAAGUUAAAGCUACUGAAGAAUUAACUUUAGCUUGUUCUGAAAUUUUUGAAGAAAUAUUUGGUACAGAAGCUAAAAAUGUUAUUACUGAAAUGAAAUCAUCUGGUAAAAGUUUUGAAGAAAUUGGUGCAAAAGUAGCAGAAUAUGAAGGACAACUUGAAAAUGAAGAAAUGAAACUUAAAUUUUCUGCCAUAAAACCAACAUGUAAACGUUUAGCAAUGGUUAAAAAAAUGCAGGCAAGAAGAAAACGCCAUGAUGAUGAAAAUGAUAUUAAUUCAUUUAUUAAUGAUCAUUUAACUUGGUUAACACCAGAACAAUUGGAACAAAUUAAAUCAAUAGGUGAUGAUCCUUCUAAAAAAGAAGAAGUUGCAAAUAAAGUUAUGGAAUUUUAUAAUGGAGUAACAGGAGAUACUAAAGUUGAAGCCACAAACAAAUUAGCUAGUGCUUGCAGAGAAUUAUUUAGAAAGAUACUUGGAGAUGAAGCUGCCGAUGAAAUGCAAAAAUUAAAAGAAUCCGGUGCAACAUUUGAAAAAAUGGAAGAAAAAGGACAAGAAUUUAUAUCUACUAUAACUGAUGAAACAAAAAAAGAAAAAAUACAAAUGUAUGGUCCUAGAUGUAAAGUAGUUUUUAAAGAACUUAGUCGUAAAAAAAGACAUGUAUCUGAUGAGCAUAAAUCUUUUUCUAAGGAACAACUUGAUUGGUUAACUGAAAAUCAACUUAAAGAACUUAAUGAUCUUAAAGAAGAAGGAAAAUGUAUUAAACAUCAAGCUGAAAAGGUAGAAGAAUUUUAUGAUGCAGCAGAAGAUACAAUCAAAUCUCAGGCUAAACAAAAAUUAGUAACAGCAUGUCGUGAAAUAUAUAAUGAAAUACUUUCAAAUGAUAUUAUUAAUGAAAUUAAACAAAUGAAAGAAGAUAAUGCUGCACCUGAAGAAAUAGAAAAAAAAUACGAAAAAUAUAUUGAAAGCAUUGAUGACAAAGAUAAAAAGUUUACAGCUGAAGCAUACUCAUCAAUCUGUAAAAAAGUUUAUAAAGAAACAUUAAAAGGAAAAAGUAAAAGACAUAUUGAAGGAGAUUUUGAUUCAUUUGCCAUUGAACAUUUAAAUUGGAUGUCUAAAGAACAAUUAGAUAAAGUUAAAUCAUUAAAAGCAAAUGGAAAAUCAGAAGGUGAAAUUGGAAAAGAAAUUCAUGACAUAUAUAAAUCUUUAUCUGGUGAAGAAAAAAAUAAAGCUACAAUUGCAUUGUCAUCAGCAUGCAAAGAAUUAUAUUCUAAUUUAUUAGGACCUGAAGCAACAUCUGAAAUAGUUAAACUUGAUGAAUCCGGAGCAAGCAUUGAAGAAAUUUCUGCUAAAGUAAUUGAACAUGAAAAUGCAAUUACUGAUGAAGUUGUUAAGAAAAAGUUUGAGGCAUACCGACCAGGUUGCAAAGAGUUAUAUAUUGAACAUAAGAAAAUUAUUUCUUAA
Strongyloides ratti is the source of this 3864-nucleotide messenger RNA. RefSeq lists its product as hypothetical. Lineage: Eukaryota; Metazoa; Nematoda; Chromadorea; Rhabditida; Strongyloididae. Bases 1 to 3864 code for a protein of 1287 amino acids. The record is from RefSeq and is a predicted model, not a curated record. The transcript is spliced from 2 exons.